Messenger RNA from Ectocarpus sp. CCAP 1310/34, 786 nucleotides. Lineage: Eukaryota; Phaeophyceae; Ectocarpales; Ectocarpaceae. The record is from the annotation of a GenBank genome assembly.
AUGAGGUUGGCGAGAGGGCAAGAACUGCGACACUUGGCGCGGACGGCCAGGUGUGUUCUCUUGAAUGUGAUUGUACCUAAGCUAGAGUAUGCAGGAGAGGUAUGGGAAGGUAACGAAAAGGCCGUCAAGCAGCUGGAAACGGUGCAGAUGGCAGCGGCCAAGAAAAUACUAGGAUGUUCAAGUACAACGAGCAACACUUACAAGGCAAGUAGAAUGUCGGACGAUAGACUACCAGCCAUGGUUGACAAGGCAGCUCGGGGAAAAGCGACUCCAGGGAAGAAAGGAAUCAGAUGGGACAAGGUGGUAGAGAGGGUUUGGAAGGAGAUAGGAGACGAGGAGGAGACAUUGGACACGGAAGGGUUCGGGGGGUUCAAGAAGAAAGUCAAGGAGAUGCUAAAAAGUAGGGAGGAGGCAACCCUUCGGAAGAAGGUACGAAGCGAAGACCACUUGGAGAUAUACGGGAAGUUGAAGGAAGGGAUAGGGAUGAAGAGUUACUUGGACGGCCCCAUGGACUACACAAAAAAACUCAAGUUGCAAUUUCGAGUAACAUGUCCAUGUGGCAAAUCGGAGGAGAGUAGACCCCACAUAGUUGGGGAGUGUGAGCUGUACAGGAAGGAAAGAGAGGAUCUCGAGGAGGACAUGAGACAGAGAGGGUGUGACAUGGACAAGUUUGGUAAAUUAGACAACAGCGAAAAAACGAUCGCGGUAAUUGGGGAUAGAUGGUGGGCACAAGAGGCCGUAGAGGACGGGGAUAAGAUGUGCAAGGAAUUUUUAUGUAGUUUGUAG